GUUAUUUUUAUAUUAAAUGACACUGUGAAAACAUUUAAUAUUUUCCCUUUUUCUUUUUUUUUUCAUUAUAAAAGUAAUGAGGACCAAUGUUGUUAUCUUGGAUACAAAACGGAUGUUUAAGCCAGGUUCUAAAUUGUUCCUUGCAAUCUUGCUGCAUCCCUGCUUCCUGAUGUUCCUGCCAAGUUAAAAACACAAAGCUGAAGGGAGGAAACGGGGUCUUUCCUGUUUGAAACAGGAAUGAAGACAAACAUCCGUAAGUUUUUAUAUGUUUUAUAUAUCCUUUUAUAUAUCUUCCACAACCACUGUUACCAACAUUAAUUUAAUCCAGUAAUGUAAAUAAAAAAAUUGUGGAAACUGUGCAAUUAUUAUAUGGGCCACACUACAUUUUGGGCAAUUGUGUAGGUAAAAAUGACAACUCCUAUUUAAAGAAACAUUUUCUCUCACUUCUCCAUUUUUACUGUAUAUUUUAAGUAUAUUCAUUAUAGGGGUUCUUAACUUUAUAGGGUUUCUUAAUCAUUUUUACCUUGAGGCCCAAAUAUUUUAUCCAUCCAUCCAUACCUCUUAUCCAGGGUCAGGUUGUGAGGGCAGCAGCCUAAGUAGGGACUGCCAGACUUCCUUCACCUCGGACACUUCCUCCAGCUCCUCCAGGGGCACCCUGAGGCCCCCAGGCUGGCCGAGAGACAUAGUCCCUCCGGCGUGUCCUGGGUCUUCCCCAGGGCCUCCUUCCGGUGGGACAUGCCCAGAACAUCUCCCAAGGGAGGCACCCAGGAGGCAUCUGGAACAGAUGCUCGAGCCACCUCAGCUGGCUCCUCUCUACGUGGAGGAACAGCGGCUCUACCCCAAGCUCCUCCCAUGUGUCUGAGCUCCUCACCCUAUCCCUAAGGGAGUGCCCAGCCACUUUGUGGAGGAAACUCAUUUCGAGCGCUUGUAUCCGCGAUCUCGUCCUUUUGGUCAUUACCCAGAGCUCAUGACCAUAGACUGCAGAAGAUCUCUCAUAGUAUUGGAGUAUAUAAGGCUUUGGAGGCAGGAGUGCUACUUGGAUAUGCAAAAAAUGUGAAGAAUUGUCCUUUUGGUGCUCUUCAGUGUAGGGACCAGUCUCAAAUACAAAGUGGGAAAAAAACUGAGGCACUCAAAAAGUACAAAAUAAUUAAAAGCCUUUAAUACCACAUGGCAGAUAAAGUUAAAAUACGCCAACGCGUUUCGGCCCUUCGGCCUUCAUCAGGGCAAACUCGAAAUUUUCUUAUUCUUAAUCCUCUCGGUAUCAUCUCAGUGAUAGACUAGUGAACAGUUAUCUCCCUCCUUUGAAACAAAAGACAUGGUUGGACACUAAGGCUGGUUGCUACAGAUGUGGUAACUGCACCUUUUGUGAACAUGUACAACAGACGAACUUAUUCAUGGACAUUAACUCAGGUCAAAGUUUUUUAUUAGAACAUUAAUUAAUUGUAACACUACCUAUGUGGUAUACAGACUUGAAUGCCCAUGUGGUCGUUUUUACGUAGGCCGAACAAAACGCAAAUUGAAAAACAGACUGGCUGAACAUAAACAGGCUAUAAGGACAUAUAACCCCCUGUAUCCUAUGGCCGUGCAUUACAAAGAAGCCAACCAUGGCAGCUGUAAAAGCCUAAAAGUCUGUGCAAUUGAACAUAUUAAAGAAACUUUAACUUCUUGGGUUCUUUUUAAAGACAAUGCAGUAAAGUGUGUUUACCUUGUUGACAUGUUUCGGCUGCUAGCUGCAAGCCAUCUUCAGAACUGUCACCGGUGUUGGUGGUGACGUGUCGUAUAUCAGCUGUUGUUACUUCCUGUAGGCGUGGUCAGCCUGAUGGACCUGGCAGGUCGCUUAGACUGACCACGCCUCCCGUCGCCCGGUGUUCUCUGGAGGAGGGUGUCCCAGGUGUGUGAAAGGAGGAACGCGCCGUCGUCCCGGUUAAUGCUGUCCGUGCCUCGUUUCCUGAUUUCAAUGGCCUCCUUGAUCCAGCGUUUGAACUUGUUGUUUUCCGAUCCAAUGACCCGAGCCCCGUCCCAAUCCAUAAUGUGGUUGUUCCUUGUACAGUGGUCUGAUAUGGCGGAUUUUAGGUUUUCCUGUUCUGCUUUUUCUUUUUGUGUUCUGGUGAGUCUCCCUGACGUUUCCUUCUCGCAUUCCUUUUGGUGUUCCUUUUUUCGGAUGUGAAAUGCCCGGCCUGUUUCCCCUAUGUAUGAUUUAGUGCAUGAUUUGCAUUGAAUUUCGUAGAUGGCAUUGCAUUUUUGUUCUUGUGGGAUUUUGUCCUUGGGGUGUACGAGCUGUUGACGGAGUUUUGUGUAUGGUUUUACUACAGUGCUAAUGUUGUGUUUUUUCAUGGCUCUCUGGAUGGGUUCGGUUAUUCCUCUGAUGUAUGGUAGUGUGACUAUGUUUUUGUCCUGCUGCCCUGUGUUGGAUUGUAGUGUUUUGUUUUUUUUUUGUUUGCAAUGGGAGAUCCACUAUCCGCAAUAAUGAGCAGUUUUUUCAUGGAGGAUUUGGAACAGAAAGCACACUUUACUGCAUUGUCUUUAAAAAAAAGAACCCAAGAAGUUAAAGUAUAUAAGAAGACAAAAUGAACAUCUUUUGCUCCAUAUUAAAGAAACAAUAAGAGGAGGAGAUAGACUGAAAAAACUAUUACAGAGAGAAACCUACUGGAUCUACACUCUCAAGGCCACACAGUUUCUAGGACUCAAUGGAGAGUUAGAUUUCUCCCCCUUCCUUUAAAACCACGAGUUUUAAAUGUGUAAUCGAUCCUUGUUCUAUAUCCCUGUCUUCUUGAAAUUAUUUAAGACUAGCCCUUAACUAUAUUAUACAAACUAUAGCUGAAGCACUUUUGAGUUAUCGCACUCUAUAUAUAUCCUUACACUAUGUAUCUUUUUAUACUAUUUUAUACUAUUUUCAUAUAAUGUAUCUAUGUAUUGGUUGUUGGGAUUUGCACCAUUUAUGUCUUGUAUUAUUGUAUUUGAAUUUGUUUAGCCUAUAAUUAAGGUUUGUUAGGCCUACAUGUCCCAUCAUGCAUCUAGGGGACUGUGGGCCAGCCCACUGUGAACAUGUGACCUACACCUAUUACUUUAAAUCUGCACUGUGAGAACCAUCUCGAGUUUGCCCUGAUGAAGGCCGAAGGGCCGAAACGCGUUGGCGUAUUUUAACUUUAUCUGCCAUGUGGUAUUAAAGGCUUUUAAUUAUUUUGUACUUUUUGAGUGCCUCAGUUUUUUUCCCACUUUGUAUUGGAGUAUAUAUUCUGCACUGUACCACAAAUUAAUAUUAGUGCCUCAGCCUUAGUGUGCCUUUCUUAUUAAAUACUUAAACAAACAUAAAAAAUAUGUGUAAAAGACUGCAUUUGUACCACCAUGUAAAUAAAACCAACCAAACAAACAAAAAAAGUAAUUCAGACAUAAGCACAUAUGCCUAUAUUAUACAACUAUACAUUUAGCUUAUAGAUGAGGCCUUCAGCCUUACUGGUUUCUUACUGGUCAUGUGUCAUUUAAAAAACAGGAUCUCCUCAAAGGUGUCUUUCUUUUUUUUCUCUUUAGCUUUCAAACAAAAGUUUAAAAUUACUUAGCAAUGCUAAGUAAUAAAUGACUACUCACGCUGGAGCAGGAAGAGCUUUAAUCAUUAUGCUUUAAGUAAAAAAUGACUAAUAACUAAAUUAUCUUUUAUUGUCUAUUGUAUCAACUGAUUUUUUAAUACAUUUUAAUCCAAGAUGUUGACCACUGGGAAUACCAGAUGACACAGACGGGCAACAGCGGCUCUAGUUGUGUCCUUAGGCAAGACAUACUGCGCAUUAAGAAACUGGUGUACGCAAUGGUCAUAUGGCCCAGUGUCACAGGCGGGCAGCCUCGCUUCAGUCAGUCGAGUGCCCUUUUCCCAAAUGAGUCCCUACUCCUUCACCCCUCAUAUUGCACCCGCUGUGAAGACCCCUUUGGUCCAUUCAUCACCGCUUUGCUUGCGGACGCACUUCACUCGCUCCAAUGUCGGGCAGUACAUUCAGUGGUGUAUUAUAACGCCACCUUCUGUAUAGUUUUAGUAUUUGUGCUGUGUAAAUAUUUGGACUGUGUUAAAGUAAAAUAUAAUAAUAAUUUUCAUGCUAUAGACGCUUGAUGAGUGUUUAUAGAACAGGUCCAGAUCAGCCACCAUCUCACCAGUGAAUAAAAAAAAAGAAAAUAAAAAAGUAAAUCUUAUCUUGCUUCAAAACUCAAUAUCUAAAUCACGACGCUUGUUUCAACAUACACCUAAACAAAGUGGAACUAAACUUGUUUGGUGCGUGUAGCAUGUGGGGCUUACAAACACCUGAUUAGGGACCACCACGAAUCUACUCUAGGACUACGUCCUGCCCCUCUUCCUAGGGUCUUGAUCAUUUCGGACGGCACUGUUCGCGGGAACGCGCAAAUUCGAGUGUUAGGGCCUGGGGAAGGAAGAAGGGAGCCUCUUGGUAAGGGCCCUUCCUUAGGGCAGCUGUCCACUUCUUGUAUUGUGCUGUAUUUUUGUAGAUAAAAGAAUGACCUAUAUAAGCAUCUAUAUUUAUAAAUGAAGUAAUUUUUGCUGUCAAACGGGUUCCUUUUGUAAUUACACGUCCGCCUACCCUUCUUUGUCAAAGUGUAACAGGUGACUCUGGAGUUGUAUUUCCCUUUAAAGGUGUGGGCGGGGACCAGAGAGCAGGCGUUAGGUUUCAGUGCGUCUUUUCUAUUCUCAUACCCAGUGCAAAAGUGUCUCGAGCUAGCACUGGUUACUGCUGCAUGGCGGAUAGUGCGUCACACCUGUUGACUCUGACUUUACUGGGCUGUACGAGUGGACAUGUGGACUAACCUAAAAAGAGAGGACUGUCUUGACCCCAUUGUCGUCUGUGUAUGACCUCAUACUUUUAUGCCUAGAUGAGUACGCCAGUCAAGUGGGGAGAUGGCCAAAGUGUACAUGUUGUAUGUGGGUGUAUUGGCAGGUUUGGUUCUAUGCAGAUCCUCUGAGGCAGUGUGGAAUACGACUGCGGGGCCUACUGCCAAUGCAACAGAGUGUGAUCACCAUAGCAACGGAGACAACUGCACAGACACAGCAGAGCAGUGGAACGGGCACUUCUCCACAUGUCCAGAAAAACUUACUUUCUACUGUAUCCAUGGGGAGUGUCGUUACAUCAAAGAAAUGGAUAUGGUAUCUUGCAGGUGUCAUCCUGGAUUUAUUGGAUCCAGGUGUGAGAUUAUUGAUCUUGGUGUGCUCAUAGGUGAGAAAAGUCAAAUCAUUAUCAUCUGUGCCGUUGUGGGAUUGGUGCUACUGAUUCUUUUAGUAGUCCUUAUUUGCGUAUUCUCACACCGGAGGGGAAGACUCUGUAAUAAAAAGAGGAGGCACACCAAUGAGCCGAGAAAUGGCACAGAAAAACUCCACAUGGAUGUUACCUCCGCAUUAAUAGCUGACUCCCCAGAGCAACCACAUACAACAAACUCUGUGUGAAAUGAAAGUAUGUCCGCUCUCCACUAGUGCCUCUCAGAGGAAUGUGACUGUUCUGGAGCCAGCUGCUGUCUUUUGUCACUUGGUGCUUCAGUAUGAUACUCUGACCAUGGCACGGGCCUAAACAUUGGAUAAACGCCAUUUGUAGAGGUACACCAUAAGAAAUGAACACAUCUGCUUAUUUUUCCUGAAUGGUAUUAUGUGUGAAGAUCCGCAGAGGAAAACUCUUCAGAUUUGUGAAUAACAUGGACAGACGUGAUGUCUGCCUGGUGGUGCCUUUGUGCUCAACCAAAGAAAAGGAAUGGAAAAAAUGAGUGUCUCCAGCUGCUGGUGGAUGAUAACAGCUGAUGGAAAUGUCCUUCUGUGAUGAAGAUGCUUUCCACUCAUGUACAACUCGUGAGGACAGCCACUAGAAAUGUACAGGAUGUAGAGGCACAGCCCCUAACUGUGGUGUACAUGUGCAAUAUUUUAGAAGAUAAACCAAGUAUUUUUUUUAUGUUCACCGUAUCACAUAAAGCCUCCAAAGAGAUGAGAAAUACUUUGUUACUUAUUUUCUAAAGCAAUGCUAAACUGCCAUCUGUACACAGACUACAUGUUGAUGAAGGAUUGCUUAGGUAAAUUUGAUCCUCUCAUUUGGAGCAGGUUAGAACAGCCACCCCUUUAUGUGAUGGCUCUGUUGACCGGAAUAGCCAAUACUCAUGGGAGAUUGUCUAAACUUUUUUUUUUUUAAUCCCUGAAGUUAAUACAGUGUUGGUUGUAUUUAUUCAUUGAGUUAGCCAGCAUAUUAUUAUUGAUCAAUUCCAGCAUACAAUCAUGUCACAUUCCAUUACAAUGAGCUGAGUUGUAUUUAUUAUUUAUUUAUUUUGUGAAAAGGGUGUGGUGCUAAUUUGCGUGUUUGUGUGUGGAAACCAUUAUAAGUCACUUGAAAGAGACAAAUAAAUAGUAAUAGUUUACUGGUUAAAUUAGUGUGUAUCGCUUACAUUCACUUUCUCUUAUAUUUCUACUCUGUGUAUGAUUCGGUCAGCUGACAUUUGCUGGGCAUUGUUGGAAUGUUUAAAGUACAAAUGACUUUGUACUUUUAUCAUUUUGAUAAUGAAAUCUGAAUGAGGCCUAGACAUAAUUUGUCAGUUUGGCCAACCAGCACUCCUACAUCACAUUCACACUCACACAUAGGGUAAAGUGGUUUGUCCACAACAAGUCGGAUGCAAGAAUUGUUGUGAUUGAACCAUUUUAAUUAUUUUAUUAUAUUGCAUUGUAGUUUGUUAGUGUAAUUGUGGUAGUUUGGAGAGAUUGUGAAGGAAAAAUUAAUUUUGUUAUAGACCGUGUCCUCUUUUGUAAACAAAGUGUUCUAUGUUUUGUUUUGUUUUGUUUUUUUUAUUAUUUUUUUCAGUAAAUGUGUCAUAAUGUUAUUUCAGAUGUGCGGGAUUCAUGCCGUUUCCUGGGUGUGUCCACAAGACUUGAUAACAGAUAUCAAAGGGCAAUGCUGGAUUAGGAAUAGUUUUUUCAAGAAAACUGUCGAUCAGUAAUCUGUCCGUAACGUGAUCACAAGUUUAAAAUAUCUAGUUUCCAACUUAGAGUACCCCUUAUAUUUUGUCUCACAUUCUGAGUACUCCUAAUAGGAAAGAAAGAAAGAACAAAGGACGCACAGACAGACAGAGGUCAUGUCAGUACUGGCUUGUCAUACUCUACGCUCUUUCUACUACGGUUAAAACCCAUGGAAAUAUUAGGCGCUUCAGUUUUUAUAGUUUAUUGAAAUGCCACUUGGGGUCAGCAAAACACAAUCCUUUUAAGCUUACGCUACAAAACAGCGCCAGUUGACGGAUACUGUACACACGCAAUUCAGGAGAAUUCUUUCCUUGCUCCUUAUAAUUGAAAAGAAAAGAACAACAUUCAUCCACUGAAUAAACCUCCGAGCUCUCGGAAAUGCAGGCUAUCAAUCUGAAGUUGAGAGAACAAAAAAAGCUUAUUAAAUUAGACAGGUCAUUGCUUACACUUUCACUUUUCACUAGA
Messenger RNA from Boleophthalmus pectinirostris (great blue-spotted mudskipper), 7441 nucleotides. RefSeq names its product betacellulin, epidermal growth factor family member (gene btc). The record is from RefSeq and is a predicted model, not a curated record. Gene Ontology annotation, biological process: epidermal growth factor receptor signaling pathway; positive regulation of cell population proliferation; positive regulation of mitotic nuclear division. The transcript is spliced from 6 exons. NCBI's taxonomy places the organism in Eukaryota, Metazoa, Chordata, Actinopteri, Gobiiformes, Gobiidae. Bases 4892 to 5434 code for a protein of 180 amino acids.